AUGUCGAAAGCACGCGCCGCCACAGAUGUGAUAGUAAAGCUCAUGGUAGGAGCUGGACAGGCCAGUCCGAGUCCUCCAGUUGGUCCUGCGCUGGGAAGUAAAGGUGUAAAGUCGAUGGAUUUCUGCAAGGAAUUUAAUGCAAGAACAUCCCAUAUGAUAGCAGGAACUCCAACUCCGGCGAGAGUUACAGUGCGACCAGAUCGAUCAUUCCAUUUCGAAAUACGAACACCAACGACAUCAUGGCUACUUCUCAGUGCGGCGGGUGUCGAAGCGAAGAAGGGAAAGCUGAAGGGGGCACCAGACGCGUUAACGACUGUGGGUACUGUUAGUCUGAAGCACAUUUACGAGAUCGCCUUAAUAAAACAAUCGGAAUUGCGACUAUCAGGUUUAUCUUUGGAAGGGCUUUGCAAAUCAGUAAUUGCGUCGGCGAGAACUAUUGGAGUCAGAGUUGUCGCAUAA
This is a messenger RNA of Sclerotinia borealis F-4128, 459 nucleotides long. NCBI's taxonomy places the organism in Eukaryota, Fungi, Ascomycota, Leotiomycetes, Helotiales, Sclerotiniaceae. The record is from the annotation of a GenBank genome assembly.